This is a messenger RNA of Penicillium waksmanii, 2622 nucleotides long. RefSeq names its product actin cytoskeleton-regulatory complex protein PAN1 (gene pan1). Gene Ontology annotation, cellular component: plasma membrane; cytoplasm. The transcript is spliced from 2 exons. Gene Ontology annotation, biological process: endosomal transport; endocytosis. The record is from RefSeq and is a predicted model, not a curated record. Gene Ontology annotation, molecular function: protein binding. NCBI's taxonomy places the organism in Eukaryota, Fungi, Ascomycota, Eurotiomycetes, Eurotiales, Aspergillaceae. Bases 1 to 2622 code for a protein of 873 amino acids.
AUGUUCUCCUCGUCGAAUUCCUUCGUCGGCGGUGGUGCUGGUGGCCGACCCGGCCAGGCACCAUUCAUGCAACAGCAACAGCAGCAGCAGCAACCCCAAUACUCGCAAUUCCCUCAGGGACAACAGCAGCAACCGAUGCAGCCCCAAGCAACGGGAUUCGCGCCCCAGCCGACCGGUUUCGCCGGCCAGCCCUCACCGUUUGGUAAUGCGCAGCUCCAACCUCAGCCCACUGGAUUCCCCGCGGGACAACAGCUCCAGCCGCAGUUCACUGGGUACCCCGGACAGCCCCAACAGCCCCAACAACCCCAGCCGACGGGCUUCCAGCCUCAAUAUACCGGAUUCCAACCCCAAAACCAGACCCAGUCACAGCCGCCUGUGCCGCCCGUGCCACCCAUCCCGCAACAGCACCUCGCUCAAGCGACUGGCCUCCCUAAUCGGCCCAAGACCUCGAGCGAGAUCGCGAGCUCCUUCCAAGAUACCGGCGCCUCUGGCCCCCCUCCUCAAGUGCCGCCGAAGAAUGGCGCCCGCAUCCCAAGCAUCCGACUGUCGUUCAUUACCGCCCAGGACCAGGCCAAGUUCGAGCAGCUGUUCAAGUCUGCCGUCACCGAUAGCAAAACAAUGGAUGGCGACAAAGCGAGGGAUCUCCUGAUGCGCUCUAAGCUGACGGGUACUGAUCUUUCCAAGAUCUGGGUUCUGUCAGACUCUACCAAGUCCGGCCAGCUCUUCUUCCCUGAAUUCGCAUUGGCAAUGUAUCUAUGUAAUCUGCGCCUGACUGGCCGUGAGCUGCCCUCCGCAUUGCCCGAUACCAUCAAGAACGAGGUCUCGAGCAUGGUUGACAUCAUCUCGUUCGAUGUCCCCGACACGCAGCCCCAGCCGGCCCAGCGUACUAAUGUUCCUAAUUUCGAUGGUUCUGUGCUCCAGAACAAUUCCACACCCCCUAUAGUCCAGCAGCCUCAGCCUCAACAACCAAGCAACACACAGCUCUUGAACCAACUCACUGCGCAACCCACUGGCUUCUUCAAUCAGCAGGCUGGCAUGCAGCCUCAGCAAACCGGUUUCCCAGGCCAAAACCAGUCGCAAUUCCUUCAGGCUCAGCAGACUGGAUUCAUGGCCAACCCGCAAGCCACAGGAUAUAGUGGUCCCCGACCUCCAAUGCCGCCUAUGCCUACUGGCUUCGCCUCCAACCUGAGCCCUGCCCAGACUGGCGGUCUACAGGCGCAACCGACGGGUAUCCCUGGACAGUGGGGUUUCAUUAACACGCCCGCGCAGGGUCUCCCUAAUAUCGAGGCCAUGAAGCAGCAACUCAUGCCCCAACCCGGCCGUGAAGGUGGCUUUACUACCACCAAUCUUUCCGGAAAUGCUAAAGUUGCCUGGGCUAUUACCAAGGAGGAAAAGAAGAUCUAUGACGAUCUCUUCCGCGCCUGGGAUGGUUUCCGAAAGGGCUUCAUCAGUGGCGAGACUGCUAUUGAGAUCAUGGGGCAGAGUGGUUUGAACCGAAACGACCUCGAGCGGAUUUGGACUUUGGCCGAUCCUACCAACCGUGGACGUCUCAACAUGGACGAGCACCUGAAUGAUUCCAUCGGCACAGUCAAGUCGCUUCUGUCUCAAGAUGCCGAGACCCGGAAGACCACCGGGGCAUUUUUGCAGCCUCAAAAGACGGGAGUCAGCUACUUGAAGGACCACUCCUUCCGCGGCGGUCCCAAUAACCAAUCUGGAGCCAGUCGCAAGGACGCGACCAUGUUUAAGAACAAUGAUUCUGCAGGCGGCUACCGUUCAAGCGCCCGUCGCCGUGUUGGUAACGACGCUCGCACACCAUCCCCGGCUCCUUCUUCCCAAACCUCCGAGGGCGACGAUCUCAGUCCUGACCAGCUGCGAAAAAAGAUUCGCGAAGCUAAGAUUAUGCUUGAUGCUGUUGACUUCCAAGACGAAAACCGUGCUGAGGAUGAUGAUGUCCAUGAUCGUCGGGACCGCCGUGAAGCAGAGAGCCUUAUGGAACGGAUUCGUCGCGUGCAAGACGAUAUUGACACCCAUCCAAAUGCUAGCUUCCGUCAACUUGACAGUGGGGCCGAGCGCAGAUCCCUCCGUCGUCAGCUUCAAGGCUAUGAAGACCAGGUUCCGCAGGCCGCUUCCGAUGUUCGACGUAUUGAACGGGAGAUUGCUGAGGCCAAGCUUGAACUUUUCCGUCUCAAAGAUGCCAAGGCGCACCCCAGCAGCGCUGGUAACAUUGUUGGUACUGGACCUGGCGGUGCGAUUACCGAGGCAGAUCGGAUCAAGGCUCGCGCCCGCGCGCGUAUGCAGGCUCGUGCUGCUGAACUGUCAGGACGUCCUGCUCCCGCCGCGGAGGGUGAUGACGGCGAGGCUGCUCGUCGCUUGGAGAGCGAGAGCGCCGACGUGAAGGCCGAGCGAGAGCGUAACGACGUUAUGACCCGUGACGUGGAGGAAAGUGUUCGGGAGUUUACCCGCAGCCUUGAGGACAGUCUCCGCGACGAAGGCGAGAAUUCCACGCGCGAACACGAGAAGCGCCGUUGGGAGGAUGCCCUUGGCGUGGAGGAUAUCAUUCGUGACUUCAUCUACGAUUUGAGCCGCAACAGCAAGACCGCGCAUGUGCGCAAGGAUGAGUAA